Messenger RNA from Cuscuta campestris, 4600 nucleotides. The record is from the annotation of a GenBank genome assembly. Lineage: Eukaryota; Viridiplantae; Streptophyta; Magnoliopsida; Solanales; Convolvulaceae.
UACUUUGUUCGGUUUGAUUCAAUUGGACCACACAAUGAUAUGUCAUAUACAUUUUCCACAAAAAAGAUCAAUGAAGCAAGGUCACAUUUCAUGCAUGUACACACAACUGCUAGUAUGUCAAAGUACAUAGCCAGGUUUUCGUUGAUUCUCUCUAAGACAAUAAAAUUUCCAGUUAAUCUUGCUGAGGAUGAAAAUGGUCAUGUUGUCCUUGAUGAAGAUGGAGAACCCCGCAUACACACAGAUGGAACUGGAUUUAUUUCUGAAGAUUUAGCCCUGAGAUGUCCCAAAGAAUUUUGCAGCGCAAGAUUGAUUAGGGACGGAAAUUUUGAGCAAUUUCAUGAUUUUACUGAGCUCGAUGACAGAAAUUUGCAAGGAACAAGUUCUUGGAAUAGAGAAGCGGUAAAUGCUGAUAUUAUGAGCUUUUGUUUCCAACAUUUUCUACCUUUCUCCACUUACUAGUGGGUAAUAAUGCACUAAACGUGCUGUUGAAUAAAUGCGCAGCUAAAUAGAAAAGUAAAUAUAAUUUGAAAUCAUAUAUGUGUCAAUGUUAGUAUACAAUACAUAUAUACUUCUAGAAUACGUAAUGACUUAAAUUAGAAGAAAAACCAAAAUGAAUCAGGAUAAAAUUGGCAAGAACAUGAAAAUCUUCAAGGAAGUAAGGGUCCAUUUGGAAAGGAAGAAAAUGAGUUAUGGAAAAUGACUUAUGGAAAAUGAAUCAGUUUCCAGAAGUCAUUUUCUUCUCAUUUUGUUUUCUCUGUGUUUGGCUACCGAAAAUAGGUUUGAAACCUAAACGAAAAUUGGGCUACGAAGAAAGAACGACAAAGCCAGUUUGGGGAGGAAAAUCAAGAAACUUGCCUCAUCUCCCACUUGCAAAGGUGGAGGUGUGGAUAAUGAGCUAUUUGCCUUUGGAAUUAGCAAGAAAACCAAGAAAAAUUGAGUUUGCAGUGCCACAUGUGUGGCGGCAACGGCGGCGUCUGUGCGGCGGCAUCUGGGCGAUGGUUAAGGUGCAGCUGCAACCACGCAAAUGGCCAAAGGCGAUGUGGCGGCGAAGCUAUUUCAUUGUGCGAUGGAGGAAACUGAAUGCCAGAAAAUGACUUCUGUGAAAAAAAAUCCGGAAGUCAAAUUCCAUAAUUUAGGCCUCAUUUUCCAGUUGACCCUCUCCCAUUUUCCUUUGAUCUUUUUACCAAACACCUGAAAAUGGGGAAAAUGACUUCCAGAAGUCAUUUUCCCCCUUUCCAAAUGGACUCUAAAUUUAAUGCACAAGUUUAGCAACACAAGAUUUUUUGUUCCUUUCAUGGCCUUGCCUUAACAUGGAAACUUAAUAAAAAAGGAUAAAAUUUGAAGGAUCAUAAAAAUGAUUGGUGAAAGGUCAGCAUAUUGUACACAUUAUUGUGCAAGAUAUAUAAAUUGUAACAGUUUUCUUUUUCUUUUUUUUAAAUUCUGCCUUACAUUGGAAGCCGCUGCUAAUGCAAGUUCGUCUGUUCAACAAUGGGCGUGCUGUCAAAGGGACUCUUUUAAUUAACAAACAGAUUGGGCCAGGGAAAAUUCAGGUUAGACCUUCAAUGAUAAAAGUUGAGAAAGAUCCAAGACUUUUCGCUACGUCCACGUUUAACUCAUUAGAGAUAGUUGCAAUUAGCCACAAACCAAGGAGGUCUUAUUUGUCAAAAUAUUUGAUUGCUCUGUUGAGCUAUGGAGGAGUCCCUGAAGAGUAUUUUUUGUCUAUAAUGGAAAGUGCUUUGGAAGAGACAAAAACCAUAUACACCAACAGAAGAGCAGCACUAAAAGCCGCUGUGAAAUAUGGAGAAAUGGAUUAUGAGUUCACAACAGCUAAGAUUAUCUCAUCUGGGGUACCGUUGAAUGAACCUUAUGUCCAUUCUUGUUUAUCCAGACUGGCAAACAUGGAAAAAGACCAGAUUAGAAGAGGAAAACUUCCAAUAGCAAACAGUUAUUACCUAAUGGGAACAGCUGAUCCUACUGGGAUGUUAAACAGUGAUGAAGUUUGUAUUAUCCUUGAGAAUGGUCAUGUUACUGGGAAGGUGUUGGUGUACAAAAGUCCCGGUCUUCACUUUGGGGAUAUACACAUCAUGACUGCUAGAUAUGUACAAGAACUGGACCAUAUUGUUGGUAAUGCUAAAUAUGCAAUCUUCUUCUCAACAAAAGGACCGAGAUCAAUUGCUAAUGAAAUUGCAAGUAGUGAUUUUGAUGGUGACAUGUAUUGGGUUUCAAUGAAUCCUCAGCUAUUGAAUUACUACAAGGCAAGUGAACCGUGGAGUCCUCUCUAUGUAAUGCCAAAAGCAGUUGGUAGAAGGCCCUCUGAGUUUACACCUAAUGAGUUGGAGUAUGAAAUUCUUCGAACAUUCUUAGAAGGAAAGAAAUCUGGCAACAAUAUGGCACUGGCAGCAGAUAGUUGGCUAGCAUGUAUGGAUCGGUUUUUGACAUUGGGCAAUAGUUUUACUCAGGAGAAGGUUGAUUUGAGAAGAAAGAUGCUUCACUUAAUUGACUUGUACUAUGAAGCAUUAGAUGCAUCCAAAACUGGAAAGAAGGUCAACAUCCCUCCAGAGUUGAAGCCAGAAAAGUAUCCACAUUACAUGGAGAGGAGACCUAGUUACGAAUCUACAUCUGUUCUCGGUAAACUUUACAACUACAGAGAAUCAUCCAAGGCUGAAGAAAGUACUCGAAUCGAGAUUGGGAAACUACCAUGUUUUGAUGUUGAAGUUCCGGAUGCGUGUUUGGUCCUUUGGGGAGAAAGGUAUCACAAACACUAUUUACCAGAAAUGACAGAAGCCAUGGGCUGUGGACCUUGUGGCUCUGAAGUAAGAAAUGGUGCUGCAAAUGAUGUAAUCAAGAAAUACAAGCAGUUGCUGUACGACGCUUCUGACUUUGAAGACAGCGCGAGAAAGAUUGAUGAAAUCUUCAACGAAGCGUUGGCAAUUUAUAACGUGUGUUAUGAUUAUGCAAAGAGGUUUAAUGAUGUGAAGAAAUGCAGCUUUGCAUGGAGAGUAGCUGGUUCUGCACUUUGCAAAUAUCAUGCACUUAAGCAAAAGGGAAGACCCUUUCUCAUUUUACCAUCCAUUUUGCAGGAUAUUUUGUGAUGGUCAAGCAUGGGGUAUUUAUUCUACUUUGGAUAUGGUAGAUUUCAUUUUACUUUUAGGUUUGGUUUGGCACACGGAAUUGAUGGAAUUGGAAUUGAAUUGGGAGUUGAAAUUCUCUGGAAUUGAUUUAGAUGGAAUGGAAUUCUGUAAUUCCAAUACAUUUUUGGCACUACCAAUUCCAAAUCCACAUAUUUUUGUGAUAUCAAACAACAAAAUUGAAAUUGUUGUUUCCAAUUCCAAUUCCAUCAUUUGAAUUCUGUAUACCAAACGAACCAUUACUAUACUUUGAUUAACAUUUUUUAAUUUUACGGAGUUUAAAAUAUACUCCCUCCGUCCGGAUUUCAAGUUCCCAUUCUACGCUUUUCUCCGUCCGGAAAUAAAGUUCCCAUUAUACGUUUUCAUAUCAAAUCUUCCUAAAAUACCCUUAUAUCUCCAUUUCCCGUCCUUGUUUUCCUUUUUCUUUCUCGGCAAUGUCUUCUCCGCUUCUCCGCCAGAUCUAAAAAUCUGGAGAUCCAUUGUGCUGCAAGAGAUUCGAAUUGGGUCUGGUUUGCUCAGUAGAGAAGGAGAGAUCCAUCGAUUUGGUGCGGCAAAGAGUUCCGUCGCUUGGGGUUUGUUGGUGCGGCCAUCGAUUAGUUGCUGCGGCGGCCAUUGUUACUAGGACGGAUUUGGCUUUAGGGGUGUGGCGUAUCUGGUAAAUGAAGCCUAGGGGUAUUUUGGACAAAUUGUAGACAAAGUCAACUUCCCAUAAAAAUGACCAAAAGUCAAAAUGGGAACUUGAAUUCCGGACGGAGGGAGUAUAAUUUUAUGAUUAAAAUUUGUUUAAAUUGGAGUGAAGGAUGUGAACGACUCAUUUAUUUCUUUAAAAAAAGAAUUUUUUUAGAGGAACAAAAAAAUUUGAAAAAACAAUUAUCCUAAAAAUAAUACCACGUAAUUUUAAGUCACAUCAUUAAAGAAAAUUACAUUGUUCAAAUACAUGAUGUAUUAGGGCUAGGGGUGUAAACGAACCGAAUCGAAGCGAAUACCGAGAUAUUUUAAUUUGUAUUUGUUUAAUUUUUCGAAUACGAAUCCGAAUCCGAAUAUGAGACGAAUUCAAAAUAAGAUUUGAUUAAUAUUCGAAUAGUUAACGACUCCUAAACGAAUACUCCCUCCGUCCCACUGUCUUUGUCCACUUACCCUUUGGCACACCAUCCAAUGCACUUCUUUAAUCCAUUUUAUCUUGUAAUUUGUAUAUUAAAAAAUUAUACAAAUUAUAUAUUAAUAAUCUAUAUGUUAAGACGAAUCAAACAAGAUCACACAUGACUAUUUUUAGUCUUACACAUUGAGAGAAUUUGAUGAGUCAAAGUGCUUAGAUGAACAAUUCCAAAAGUCAAAAGUGGACAAAGACAAUGGGACGGAGGUAGUAUUUGAAUAAUCAUCAUACUAUGUAAUUUAUAUGAUGGACCAACAUCAAUUUGUAAUUUAACUUACGAAACUCCUUAUGCUAUAACUAUUAAAAAUCAUAUGCUUUA